AUGUCUCUAUUAUCUUUAUCUAAUCUAUUACUAUCACAUAUCAUAACAUCUAUUGACAGUAAUGGAGAUAUAGUAUGUUUAUUGUUGACUUGUAAAAAGUUGUACAGCAAUAAUGUUAGAAAGUCGAUUCAGUUUAAAGGAAUAGGAGAAGCAAUCGAUUCUGACAAGGGACACGAAUCAACCAGGUUUGGAGCAACGGCUACUCAAUUCAAACUCGGAUCUUUUCAAGAUAUAUUGGAGAAUAGUGUAUCUGAUCAACAGAUCAUACUGUCUAGUGACAAUUACCAAACAGGUCGCUACCCAGAAUGGAUACAACAACGUAUCUAUGCAGAGAAGAGAAAUGAUAAAAGUGGUGUUACAACUGCUUUGGUCACGUAUAACCGACCAACACCAUCAGAUUUAGAGACACAUGUAAAGUCACUCUACUCUAUACCAACACUCGAGAAACUAUUCAUCUUCCAAGACGAAGACAGCGUAGAUCUUGGCUCUAUCUCGUUGUUGCCUAGUCUCCAAAUGUUGUCGGUUCGUUCAGACAAAGUUCAUCUUGGUCCUCACCCAACACUCAAGUCUCUUAGAUUAAAUCUUACCACACUCGACUCACUCGCCGACUUGGGUCUCACCAACCUAGUAUCAUUGACAGAGUUGAACUUUGAAUGGACGAGUGGAUUUGUGAAUAAUGUUGGACCUGGUCUACUGCCAAACAGUCUGACAUUUCUAUCUAUUCAAGUGUUGGGGGUACCUCCAAGAGAUACAUUCCUCUCAUUGACGUCGUUGGUGACCCUCGAUAUCUACCAUGAGAAGCAAGCAAUCAGCCAAGAGACGGAAAAACCAUUCAUCGACCUCGAGAGUCUAUCCAACCUCAAGACACUCACAUUCCUUGACAACGACGACCCAUCAAAUAACACCAACUAUAGUAUCGAGAUUAGUGUCCCUCCUUCACUCAAGACUCUUAGAUUCCCAUCCAAAUCAGCACGAAUCCCAUCCCGUUGUACCAUGCCACUGUUGGAGAAACUGUAUGUGCAACAAAGAUCAUUGAUUGAUGGAAGAGUCUGUCUGUCGUCAUGUAACACACCAUCGUUAAAGAAACUCACACUUUACAAGUGUCGUGAUAUCAUCGCAUCCAAUAUCUUUUCAUCGACUCUUGAAAAGAUUACAAUCUGUAAAAAAACUGAUCAACCUAUACUUGGACAGGUUGUAUUCCCACCAUCUCUCAUUCAUCUAACUAUCGUGGGAGACCACUAUGAACCUGUCCGACUCCCAGACUCACUAGUUAAACUAAAACACACUAUCAAGACUCUUAGUGACGCACUAUCACUUCCUCAACAUUUAAAGAAACUGAUUUGCUUAAAGUCUGUGUUUCCAUUCAGUUGUAGUAAUAACUAUCCACCCAAUCUUGAAACACUCAACCUCACCGAUAUCAAAGGUGACUUUACAAUUGACAACAUACCACCAACCAUCAAAUAUCUAUCAAUAACCUUAAACCACACCCCCAACAUAUCAAAUAGCCCUCCAAUCUAUUCAAUCAGCUCAAGAAUAUCCAAAAUCAACCAACUACAACAAUGGUUAUCAGUCAACACUACUCAUUUAACUUGUGACAUAAUUGGAGUAAAGUAUGUAGCUGGCAGGUAUAACAAAACAGGUGCAUUUAGAUUAGAUGAAAUAAUCAAUCACACCAAUGUUAGGUAUUUACAACUCAAUAUUUCCAAUACUACAACCUUUCAAUUUACAAUUCAAAGAUUGGACAAGGAUAAUAGAAAUAUAUUAGUAUUGGAAACAAAGACAAUGCAAGGUGGAAUAAUCACUCAACAAAGAAAAUCAGAUUAUGAUGGUGAUCCUAUUUAUUUAAAUUUUCUCUUCUCUUAUAAUUCAUUUGAUUUGAAAUGGAGUACCAAAUUGGAGUAG
Messenger RNA from Cavenderia fasciculata, 1902 nucleotides. RefSeq lists its product as uncharacterized. The transcript has a single exon. The coding region runs from base 1 to 1902 and encodes 633 amino acids. NCBI's taxonomy places the organism in Eukaryota, Evosea, Eumycetozoa, Acytosteliales, Cavenderiaceae. The record is from RefSeq and is a predicted model, not a curated record.